Molecule: messenger RNA, 1236 nt
Organism: Melampsora larici-populina 98AG31
Lineage: Eukaryota; Fungi; Basidiomycota; Pucciniomycetes; Pucciniales; Melampsoraceae
Exons: 8
Coding region: 1-1236 (411 amino acids)
Source: RefSeq, a predicted model, not a curated record
AUGCGUUACUCAACAAAGCAGCACAGGCUAACCGCCCUAGACUUCCGAGCAAAACACAAGAAUGAGCGCGGGCGACAUAAAGCAGUUGUGAACAGCUUAAAACAUCUACGCCAAACGCAAAAGAAAAUGGAUGACGCCAACAAGGUCUUGAAAGACCUUAAUACUACACAUGGUCAUACAGAAAUGUACUUUCAACAACAAUGGGAGCGAAAGAAGGCAAUUCAAGGCCAAACAAUCAGUCAAACUAGCAAAGAUUAUUUGGAGCAUGUUGGGGACCUCGUUGAACUGGAGGAAAAGCUGGUUAUUGCACAGGACCAACUUGAAGAUCUUCACCGACGAAGCCGUCGCCAACGCCGACGACAUCGCCGUAGGAACCAUCGAUCACGCCUGCCCAACACCUUGGUAUUACUUGAGCGUGCCAUUGAGGAAGUGUCCGACAGGCUAGGGGAUGCUCAGUUAAUUGAGCUGACUGGGACAUCAGAUGCUCGGGCACAGCCGCUUAUUAAAAUCCGUGUGGCAAAAGGAAAUCUCCUUGGGGCCAAAGCAAGCGUGAUUGAGCAUCAGCGACAAGCUUCACAUGCACGAGCAACAGCUGCUCAGCUUCGUCGAAAGCAUGCAACGUAUUGGCGUCUGGCCAAUGAUUACAAUAUUGAAUUUCAACCAGAUACCCCUCUAGACACCCCAUCUUUGCAAGAAGUCGAGGCUAUGCCAUUGAAGCCAUGGGCCAUUGACGACGCUACCCAGGAGGGAAUCGAAGCUUAUAUUACCAUCUGCCGCUGUCAAGAGGAACUUCGACGCAUUGCAAAGGAGGCCAGGCAGAUGGUGUGUUGGGCAGUUGAAUAUCAAGAUAAAAUCAACGAACUCCGUCGAGAUACAAUUAAUGACUUGAGUUCAUUUGCCACAGAUGUCAUUCCAAACUGGACUAGCAAGGAUGUGAUGAUGUCGUUGACAUCAACUGUGGCACGCCAGGCUGAUAGGAUUUGGCUUAGGUGGAACCAGAAAAUACUGUUUUUGCUGGACGCGACAGCCAAUGACAAUGUAUGCAAGACUUUCAGUGAUGCUGAGCUGAAGGCGAAAUGGAGGAGCAUGGUACAAUUCACUCUCCAGGAGUGGGAGAGAAUGGUACGCAUUCAGAACAUCUUGGCUGGAGAGGAAGAACUUGAUCAACGUGCUCAUCAAGAGGAUGAUGGCAAGUUUGAUGAUGAUAAUCUUGAUAUUGAAGAAUUCAAUACAUGA